This is a messenger RNA of Plasmopara halstedii, 1014 nucleotides long. RefSeq lists its product as uncharacterized. The record is from RefSeq and is a predicted model, not a curated record. Gene Ontology annotation, cellular component: cytoplasm. NCBI's taxonomy places the organism in Eukaryota, Oomycota, Peronosporomycetes, Peronosporales, Peronosporaceae. Gene Ontology annotation, biological process: rRNA base methylation. The transcript has a single exon. Bases 1 to 1014 code for a protein of 337 amino acids. Gene Ontology annotation, molecular function: rRNA (uridine-N3-)-methyltransferase activity.
AUGUGUCCGCGCCUGGUACCAUCGGUUGAUAGCCAAGAAGUGCCAGUGUCUGGCCUUUUUGCAAAAUCUGAUCAACAUCGCAUUGGGCUGUACGAUGCUGCUCAGAUAAAACACAUACUGACCUUAGGCGAUGGAAAUUUUUCAUUUUCGCUGGCUCUGGCGAUCGCACUGGGUCCGGAUUCAGACGUACAUAUUGUUGCUACUUCGCAUGAAAGCAAAAAGACUGUGCUGGAGACGUAUCCGGACAGUGAAAAGAUAUUAGAGAAGCUAAAUUCUUUAAAACACGUAACUGUGCUGCACGAGGUGGAUGCCACCAAUAGUAAGCAGAUGAAGAUGCUUGGCUGCUUUGAUCGCGUCAUAUGGAAUUUCCCAUGCGUUCGAGCACUUCGCGGAGAAGAUGGGCAGAACCAAGAGAUGGAUUUAAAUAAGAAACUUUUAAACGACUUUUUCGCCAACGUAGCGCAGAUUCUGACGCCUACAGGUGAAGUGCACGUGACACAUAAAACUAAAAAGCCUUUUGGUCAGUGGGGCAUCGAAAACAUCGCUAAGAUCAACAAGCUUCGUCAUCAGAAAUCCGUCGUCUUUGAUCGAUGCUUGUACCCUGGUUACUCGAACAAGAAGGUGCUAUCAAAGGGAUCUUUCCCAAUUUGGGACUCACUGACUUUCAUUUUUGUGCCGGAAGAUCGUGUAGUGCUCGAUGAAACAAAAGAUAGCAGUAAUAAUGCGGCUGAAGCAGAAGUUCUAGACAAGAGUGUUCUUAUUGAACCGAUCACGGCGGAUAUCCUCAGAAAGCUUUACCUUCUUCUGACGCCAUCGCUGGUAGAACUGCUGGGUAAGAAGAAAAAGAAGCACAAGGAGUCAAAAAGUAGUAGCCACGGGGGCAACAUACUUGGCGUGAAUGACAAAUGCGUUCACAGAGAUGGUAUUUCUUCGAAGAGCAACAACAAGAGAAAGCAGUGUGCGUCUGAUCAUAUAGAGAGAAGAAAGCGGAAAAAGGGAAGCAGAGAAUAUUAA